GAGGUCAAAUCUGAACUGAGAUACUGUAAAAACGACAUUCAGCCACAAAGCGCAUUGUCUUUACUAUCCAUCUAUCCCCUAUCCAUCUCCUUGUGAACCGGCUGGUGGAGAGAGGCUGGGAUGGCGGUCCCGCCCGGUAGGAGAUCGCAGAGCAUCCAAGACGCUAGAGACAGGGAGGAGGGGCCGCUUCGCUCGUUUCUGAGCUCUGGGAGAGGUUCUCCUUCACACGCAUCGGUCACCCGCUCGUGGACUACCGUCGAAAGAAAGCAAGACGGGGUCCAUUGAGCCCCUCUGGGGAGGGCGAAAGGUCCCCUUUUCAGCCUUAAUCGGAUAUUUUUUCGUCGUUUUUUUUGCUUUCUCUCGUGCCCUCUGUGUUAUUCUUUCAUUCUGUGUUGUACAUUUCCUUGUCUGUUGCCGGCAGGGUCUCCUUCUUUGCCGCGCUAAUUAUGGAUUUGUGUGUUCUCCGCGGACCAGCCGACACCUGAGAGAUACCUGGAAAAGGAAAGGGCGUGACCCGGAAACACGGAUCCCACUCGUCCCCGAUGGAUAAUCUGCUCUGAAAAUAUUGUAUAAGGCUUUAUUAUCCCCAUAAAGCGUGAUGCUGAAGAAGAUGGAAGACCGUCCAUUAUGUGCCAGGAGAGCGCUGUUAUAGCACCACACACUGAAACCAUCAGUUUCAGCAAGAAAAUAUCAGCUGAACCAUUUAAAAUAACGUGACGUGAUGACUGUUUUGCCAACGUGUUUUUAAGCUCAACUGUGGCUAAUACCCGGGGAUGUAGAAUGUAGACUAACAGGAGAAGGAGACCCCGAAAUGUGGAUCCCCUCGCGAGCAGAAACGAGCUCGACGCAGGAGAUCGGCGAGGAGGUGGAGGAGGGGGCGGUCUACACCAUCACCCUGCGGCGGGUGCAGCUGCACCGCUACGCGGCGGCCAGCAAGGGGCAGCGCUGGCUGGGGGCGGAGUCGGACUCCGCCCUCAGCCUGUACGAGACCUGCAAGGUGCGCACCAUCAAGGCGGGGACGCUGGAGAAGCUGGUGGAGUAUAUGCUGUCCGCCUUCCGCGGGAACGACUCCACCUACGUCACCAUCUUCCUCUGCACCUACCGCUCCUUCGCCACCACCAAGCAGGUGCUGGACCUGCUGCUCAACAGGUAUGCCAAGCUGCAGCACCUGUCCAGCACUGAGGGCCCCAGACUGACACACGAUGAUCGCACUGAGCUGAAGAAUGCGAUCUCGUCCAUCCUGGGGGCGUGGCUGGAUCAGUACUCCGAGGACUUCUGGAAGCCUCCGGAGUACAGCUGCCUGCGGAGGCUCAUCGCCUACCUGCACCAGAACUUCCCCGGGUCGGACCUGGAGCGCCGAGCCUGCAACCUGCUGGCCCAGUUCCACCUGCGCCACCACCACCUGGAGCGGGAGGCACUGGACCACGCCCCCUGCCCCUUUGCCAUGCCAGAGGAGAACGGGUUUGAGGACGACCGGCCGGACUUCCUGGCCUUCGAUCCCACCCUGGUGGCCGAGCAGUUAACCCUCAUGGACGCGGAGCUGUUUAAGAAGGUGGUCCCGUACCACUGCCUGGGCAACAUCUGGUCUCAGCGGGACAAGAAGGGGAAGGAGCACCUGGCGCCCACCGUGCGGGCCACCGUGGCCCAAUUCAACUGCGUCACCAACUGCGUCAUCGCCACCUGCCUGAGCGACCGCGCACUGAAGCCCGCGCAGCGCGCCAAGCUGCUGGAGCGCUGGAUCGAGGUGGCCAGGGAGUGUAGAAUCCUGAAGAACUUCUCCUCGCUGCGCUCCAUCCUCUCAGCCCUGCAGUGCAACCCUGUGCACAGACUGAAGAGGACCUGGGACGAGGUGUCCAGGGAGAACCUGCGCAUCUUCCAGGAGCUGUCCGAGAUCUUCUCCGACGAGAACAACCACUCCCUGAGCCGUGAGCUGCUCAUCAAGGAGGGGACCUCGAAAUUUGCAACACUGGAGAUCAACCCUAAACGGGCACAGAAGAGACACCAGCAGAGAGACUUGAGUGUGAUGCAGGGGACCAUCCCCUACCUGGGUACCUUCCUGACCGACCUGGUGAUGAUGGACACCGCCAUGAAGGACUACCUGGACGUGGGGCUGAUCAAUUUUGAGAAGAGGAGAAAGGAGUUUGAGGUUAUCGCUCAGAUCAAACUGCUGCAGCUGGCCUGUAACAACUACAACUUCACCAGGAACACACACUUCAGGGCGUGGCUGUCUGCUGUGGAGAAACUCACAGAGGCAGAGAGCUACAGCCAGUCAUGUGACAUCGAACCUCUUUCGGAGUCGGCCAGUAACACUCUGAAGGCCAAGAAGAACACAGGCAUCAUAAAACGCUGGAGCGACCGGCAGCCUGCAGCGGAGGCUGGGAGCAGCAGCAGCGUGGGCAGUUCUCACUCGAAGUCGUUUGACCAGCUGCGCUGUGGCCUCCUGCUGAGCGGUUUGGGGAGCACAGGGGGCGGGGACAGCGCCGACUCGCUCAGCGUCACCUCGGCCGGCUCCAGCAGCUCCGACGUGGAGGACGUCAACGUCACCUUCGUCUCCGACUCCCCGGACGCGCACGACAAAAAGACGUCUACGCCGACAGUAAAACAUUCCAAUUCCGCCUUAGGGAAAGGAGGACCAGAACAAGACCUCGCCCCCACGUUCUGGGAUUCCACCUCGCUGUUGUCGCUGGACGUGGCUGGGUUGGGUUCGGGUUCAAGCAGCGCGUCGUCCUCCUCUGUCAGUUCCAGCCCUGGCCCCGCCCCUGGCUCCGCCUCUGGUGCCGCCUCCCGCUCACACAAGCGCUCGGUUUCGGGCGUGUCCAGCUACUCCUCCCUCUCCCUCCCCCUCUACAACCAGCAGGUGGACGACUGCUGCAUCAUCAGAGUCAGCCUGGACGUGGACAAUGGGAACAUGUACAAAAGCAUACUGGUUACCAGCCAAGACAAGACGCCGGCGGUGAUUCGGAAGGCGAUGGUCAAACACAACCUGGACCGCGAGCGGCCGGAGGAUUACGAGCUCCUGCAGCGCAUCUCGGAGGAGAAAGAGCUGAAGAUCCCUGACAAUGCCAACGUCUUCUACGCCAUGAACUCCUCGGCCAACUACGACUUUGUGCUGAAGAGGCGGGGCUUCCCCAAGGCGGAGCGCCCCAAGCACGUGGCCAGCUCCACCCUCCCACGCAUGAAACAGAAGGGCCUCAAAAUUGCCAAGGGCAUCUUCUGAGGGGGGCACCCCCAGUCGGAGUCCCGCCCACCCGGAGCCCCCUCUGGGACUCCACCCACCCUGUUGCAGCCAUGGCCAGACAUGCCCCGCCCUCUCGCUAGUCAGGCCCCGCCCUCUCACCGAGUAGACGGGCAGGCCUGUAGGAGACUGUUGGGCAGUGACUAUGGAGCAAAGACAGACUGACAGACAGACAGACAGACAGACAUACAGACUGACAGACUGGGGGAAUGGCAGGACUACCCCCUUAUGAGGUCAGACAGGCUCUGUGCUUCUUUGCUGCUGUGCAGAUGGAGAGGUAAACUUCACACCCCCAAACCCCCCCCCCCCCCACCAACCCUGCCGCCUCACCCAAAAGGCUGCCACUUCCUGAGAGAGCAUGCUGCUACUUCUUCCUGUCAGUGCAGGCUGUCAUUUCCAGUGAGAAUAUUUCCUGUGAGUGCAGGCAGCCACUUCCUGUGAGUGCAGCCGGCCACUUCCUGUGAAUGCAGGCAGCUGCUUCCUGUGAGUGCAGCCAUCCACUUCCUGUGAGUGCAGCCGGCCACUUCCUGUGAGUGCAGGCAGCCGCUUCCUGUGAGUGUAGGCAGCCUCAUCCUGUGAGUGCAGCCAGUCACUUCCUGUGAGUGCAGCUGGCCACUUCCUGUGAGUGCAGGCAGCUGCUUCCUGUGAGUGCAGCCAGCCACUUCGUGUCUACCACAGACAACCAUUCCUGGCCACUGACGCCUGGGUCGAACUGAAGGGUUGUGAUUUCUUUGACCAAUAGAGCCAAACAGCUUGGUUCUCAUCUUGUAAUACUGUCGUUGGAUUCCUCACUGAAUGUGUAUCAAUGUCAUCUUGCAGUCAGAUUAGGGUGCAGACUGUAACCUUGAGAACGAGGAAGGGGGAGCACCACAAGUGAUGCACAACCUAGUGCACCAAACAAUGCAUUCCCCCUCCACAGGGCUACAUUUAGCCCUAGUUUCGCAGGAUGCUCCAAGAUGGCCUAUAGGCAUAUGGCCUACAUACCUUUUAGCUUUUGUACAAGCACAUUACAUAACACUAAGUUUUUUUGUUUUUUUUUGGUAAUAUCAGAGCUUGUGCCUGACCUGGAGGCAGAGCGAACAGCCAUUCAGGCAGCCAAAAAGAAAUUACCCGAGCCAUUCUGUCCAAGUAGCCAACAGAAAGAAGAGGAGUCAUUCACCCCAAAAACCAUGAGAAGGUCAGGACUGACCAGGGCUUGUCACAUGAUUAGACUUCCUGCACAGUGGUCACAUGACUGGUCCCCCCUGUAGAAGUCACAUGACCAGCCUUCCAGCAUAGCGUUAUUUUUUCCUACCCGGUAUUUUUUAUGCAUUUCACACUGUGCAGGUGUCAGGCAUGCCCUGUGAUUUUUUUUUAAAGAAAUGGGCCACGUUCUUGUUUUCAUUUGCUGCUCUCAUUAGUUUGUAGCUGUUUUUUACAGUUCUACCACAAAACUUCUUUGAAGCAUUUUACAAGGUUAGGUUUUUAUGAUUGUACAGUUACUAAGGCAUUUAAUUGCAACAUUCCCUAAGUUUUAAAAGUUUACCUCCACCUUGUUCUGCUUGUUCUGGGGGUACAGUCAGUACUGGCACUUAUUUUUGUUGGUCACCCAUCCUGACUGUGGUGGAUGUUGUAGAUGGGAAGUAGUCUUACUAGAAUCGGAAAUUACCCUAACUGAAAAUGGGAAGAAAAUGCUAAAAAAUACAACAAUAGAAAGAAAUAAAAAUUUAGCCUUCACAAAAGUUAGCUAACGUUAACUAAACUCUGAGAGUGGUCUUUGUUAGUCUUUUGUUGUUUUUCAUUUAGCUAUUUCGACAGCACCUUUUCACCUUGAUCUACUUUAGCUUGUUGAACAUUGCUUGCACCCAGUUCAAUGUUUAAAAUGUCUCUGAGAAGCAAAAUGUUAUGAAAAAGAACCUGUUGCUGGCACCUCUUCAGAGUUUUCUCCCAUUCUUCAGUGUUGGCAAGAUAGCAAUUUUUAGAACCCAUGUAUUUGUCACGCAUUGUAUCAGUGGAAAAAUACUGCAAAGUAGGAAAAAUAAUACACUCGAAUGUGACCAGGGAUGUCAGGAGAUACAAGAAAAACACAUUUGUCACCAUGCACAAAGCUUCACUGACAUUUUACAAUAAUCUGUGUACUUUUAGUUAAAAAAAAAUAUAUAUAUAUGAAAAAGGGCAUUAUGAACCCUUACUGUUGAAAUCAUCAUUGCAAUCAUCUUUUUUAUUUUUUGUGUUGCCUUUAUUUGCUACUCUCUUUUAGUAUUGGUGCUAAUAUUACCCCUCCUUCGCCCAUAUUGCCUCCUGGGUUAGGUUAUGAUCACUUUGAUUAUAAUGGAGUCCCCCCAGUUCUUUUUGCCUGGAUUUGCCCAAAAGGAAGAUGGCCCAUGCUUACCAUGGCAACCAGUCUUUUGGAUCUUAAGGUUGCUGCCUUGUAUUCCAGUCCUCUCUACCAACCCUUGUAAGACUGAGUGUGACAUCACAAAGGCUACUGUAAGGGGCAGGGGGUGGGGGGAGAGACCAUGAGUGAAUGGAACAGAGGAAUUUAAGGUUGGGACAGUGAAUUUUAUGAACUCCACAAUGGGUGACCCUGCGGUGAGCUGUCAGUCAUUGACUUGUCGGGACCAAUAAAAACAUUUCGAUGUCAACCGCAGAACACAGUGGGUGUGGUCCAGGUACACAGGUAAAAUGGGCAUCACUGGGCUUGCUAUACAUGUGCCAAAGAUCAGGUAUUGGGUGGGUAAAUAUGGCUGGAACAGUACAUGCCACCAUGGCAACAAUACCGGCUGUAUGCAGGUCGCUGGUCGUAUUCAUAAUUUUUAAAAAUUAAAAUUUUUACAUCUGAGUAGAAAUGUUAUCGGGCAGAAUGUCAGGUAUCUUGUGUGUGUUCAUUUAAGAUGGCUUUUCAAGAUAUGACAAAGUGCGUCGAUGCAUAUCAAAGUGUCUAAUUGCGUGUGUACUGUACCAGGUUUGGGGGUCAAUUCCAUUCAAGUUCAGUCAAUUUAGGAAAUUAAUUGCAAUACAAUUCAUCAAUUGAAAAGUGCCCAUAAUGUUCUCUGAAGAGUUUUAAAUUAAUGAUUUGAAUUUCAAUUAUUUUCCCAAAUUGACAAGAUUGGAGUGGAAAUGGCCAGAACUCGUUGCUGUGCGAUGCAAAAUGUGACUUUAAUCAGCUGAGGAUGCAGAGUCCACACUCUGUGAGGCAGAAAUAGAUAUAAAUCAUAACAUCUACACGUGUCUAUGCUCUCAGAUGUUGCAUACCUGAGGGCUGUAAAAGCACUAAGUUCCUGCUUCCAGCUGCUAACCAAGAGAAACGGCUUGCAGUUGGUUUGAUGGCAGUGACAUCAUCUACAGCAGGAAAGGGGUAUAAUGAGCCAGCCUGGGUCCUGCUCUACAGUGGGAAAGGGGUAUAAUGAGCCAGCCUGGUUCCAGCUCUACAGUGGGAAAGGGGUAUAAUGAGCCAGUCUGGUUCUAGCUCUACAGUGGGAAAGGGGUAUAAUGAGCCAGCCUGGUUCCAGCUCUACAGUGGGAAAGGGGUAUAAUGAGCCAGCCUGGUUCCAGCUCUACAGUGGGAAAGGGGUAUAAUGAGCCAGCCUGGUUCCAGUUCUUGGGGUCUUAAUGCUUUUAGGGGUACGGGCUUGAAACUCCCAAAUCAGGUGCCAUUUAACUCACUCAAAGAACAAAUCAUUUUUACUAUGGUUGGCCACUAUCUUGUUUUUCUUUUUGUAUAUUAAUUUUGUAUGUUUUUGUAUAAAGAGGGAAUGUAUUUUUUUGCAUGUUCUGCCUGUAUUUAUUGAGUUGUACAUAGUGCUGUUGUGUAGCUUUGUACAUUUUCUUUUCGUAUGUAACUAAAUUAAUAUAUAUGUACAUAUAUACAAAGUUUAUAGCAGUGUAAUUGUGAAUUCACUUGUCUCCCACCUCCCUCUGGUUUUUAAGUUCUUGCAAUCUUGUGUCUUUUGUACGAUGGAGCAUUUUUGUUACCCCGUUGCUGAAGAGCUGUUUACCAUAUUGGGGAAACCCUGUGUAAUAAAGGAUCGCAGUGUGAUUAUC
Messenger RNA from Anguilla anguilla (European eel), 7258 nucleotides. Its product is annotated as ral guanine nucleotide dissociation stimulator-like. The coding region runs from base 812 to 3217 and encodes 801 amino acids. The transcript is spliced from 18 exons. Gene Ontology annotation, cellular component: plasma membrane. NCBI's taxonomy places the organism in Eukaryota, Metazoa, Chordata, Actinopteri, Anguilliformes, Anguillidae. The record is from RefSeq and is a predicted model, not a curated record. Gene Ontology annotation, biological process: Ras protein signal transduction; positive regulation of GTPase activity. Gene Ontology annotation, molecular function: guanyl-nucleotide exchange factor activity.